AUGAGAUUCGGUUUGAAAGCCGCUGGGCUUGUGUGGCUUGCCGCCUCGCUCUGCGGGUCGACUGGUGGUGGUGCUCUGGCUCAGGAAGUUGAAUGGCCGAUUCAUGAUAACGGCCUGAAUGAGGUUGUCCAAUGGGAUCACCACAGCUACAUUGUAAACGGGGAAAGACUUUUUGUUUUCUCUGGUGAAUUCCAUUACUGGCGUAUCCCAGUUCCGGAGUUAUGGCGAGACCUUCUUGAGAAGAUCAAGGCAGCUGGCUUCAAUGCCUUCUCCAUCUACAACCAUUGGGGUUACCACAACCCCACACCCGGUGUCUUGGACUUUGACACGGGCGCUCACAACUUCACCUCCAUCAUGACUGUUGCCAAGGAGGUGGGCAUCUACCUGAUCAUCCGUCCUGGCCCCUAUGUCAACGCCGAAGUCAACGCUGGAGGUUUCCCCCUUUGGCUUACCACUGGCGAGUACGGCUCUCUGAGGAACGACGAUGAGAGAUACACCAAGGCGUGGACCCCUUACUGGGCGGAGAUCUCCAAGGUUAUUGAGCCGCAUCUGGUCACCAACGGCGGAAACGUCGUCAUGUUCCAGAUCGAGAACGAGCUCAACGGCCAGUGGAGGAAUAUCCCCAACAGGGUCCUCAACCCGCCCAUCGCCAACUAUAUGCAGCUUCUCCAGGACAGCGCGCGGGAGAACGGCAUUGACGUGCCUUUGUCUCACAACGCUCCCAACAUGCGCGGCUACUCCUGGUCCAAGGAUUUCUCCAACGCGACUGGAAAUGUCGACGUUGUCGGUGUCGACAGCUACCCUUCUUGCUGGAGUUGCAACUUGAGCGAGUGCACGGGAACCAAUGGAAACUAUGUCCCCUACUUGACCCAGAACUACUUUGACUAUUUCACAGUUCAGUCCCCGUCCCAGCCGAACUUCAUGCCCGAGUUCCAGGGAGGCUCGUACAACCCUUGGGGAGGACCCGAAGGUGGCUGCCCUGCUGAUAUCGGAGCCGACUUUGCCAACAUCUUUUACCGCGACUUGAUUUACCAGCGAGUCACCGCCAUCUCUCUUUACAUGAUGUACGGCGGUACCAACUGGGGAUGGCUCGCUUGCCCUGUCGUUGCCUCCAGCUACGACUACUCGUCGCCAGUCUCCGAGAACAGAAUCAUCGGCAGCAAGUUUUACGAGACGAAGCUUCUCACUCUCUUCACCAGAGUGGCCAAGGAUUUGACAAAAACGGAGAGACUCGGAAACGGUACAUCCUACUCGACCAACUCUGCCAUCACCGUCUCUGAGCUCCGCAACGUGGACAACGACGCCGCCUUCUACGUCGCCCGCCACUCCUACUCACCGUCCAACACCAACGAAGCCUUCAAGUUGUCGGUCAAGACAUCCGAAGGUUCUUUCACCAUCCCCCAGCACGGGAGCUCCAUCGCCAUCAACGGCCACCAGGCCAAGAUCAUUGUCACCGACUUCUCCUUCGGCGAGAAGAAGCUGCUGUACUCGACCGCAGAGGUCCUCAGCUACAUCGUUGCCGACGGCAACGAGGUCAUUGCCCUGUGGCUUCCCGAGGGCGAGGCCGGUGAGUUUACUGUAACCGGCACCACGACCGCCGAGCUGGAUGGAGAGGGCAAUGUCGGCGACUUCAAGACGUUUGCGGGCGAGAGCAACGUUACGGUUGCCUACACCCAGAAGAAGGGUCUCACCGUUGUCAACCUCGGAGAUGGUUCUCGUGUGGUCUUGCUUGACCGUAGCGCGGCGUAUCUCUUCUGGGUCCCUACUCUCGACAACGACGUCUUUGCUCCUGCUAACAAGACCGUUUUCGUCCAGGGCCCUUACCUGGUUCGCUCCGCAGCCUUUGACGAGAAGACUCGCCGUUUGGCCCUCAGUGGUGAUGCCGACAAGGAGACUACCAUCACCGUCUUCGCCUCCGAGUCCCUUUGCGGUAUCACCUGGAACGGCGAAAAGCUUGAAAUCACCUCGAGAGACGGCAACCUCUUCACGGCCAAGAUUGGCGGCCCCGCCGGGUUCAGCCUCCCUGCUCUCGGCCCGUGGAAGGUCCAUGACAGCUUGCCUGAGAUUGCCACCGACUACGAGCCCACUUCCGACUCCUGGGUUGUUGCCGACAAGGCCAACACCUCCAACUCCGUCAAGCCUGCCUCGAACAACCCUGUCCUCUAUGUUGACGAGUACGACAUCCACGUCGGAAACCACAUCUACCGCGCCACCUUCCCGACCACCGAGAACCCUCCCACCGGCGUCUUCCUUAACCUCACUGGUGGUCUCGCCUUUGGCUACUCUGUGUGGUUGAACUCGGAGUUCAUUGGUUCUUACCUUGGCUUGUCUUACCUGGGUGCGAACGCCGGGGAGUUCUCCUUCGAGAAGGCUACUUUGGCCAAGGAGGGCGACAACAUCCUGAUCGUCAUCAUGGACAACUCUGGCCACGACCUGCGUGAGGCAGCCCUCGCUCCCCGCGGUAUCACCAACGCGACGCUCCUUGGCCCCAGUGCAUCCGAGUACAAGUUCACCGAGUGGAAGAUUGCCGGCACGGCGGGUCGCAAUGAUCUCAUCGACCCUGUCCGCGGCCCGAUCAACGAGGGUGGUCUUUACGCCGAGCGCAUCGGCGCCCACCUCCCUGGCUUCCCCGACAAGGACUGGGAGGCUCUCAGCUCGUCCAACACGACGCUUUCGGUUCCCGACUCUGGCAUCCGUAUUUUCCGUACCGUUGUGCCCCUGGACGUUCCCGCCGGUCUUGACGUUUCCAUUUCCUUCCGCUUCUCGGCUCCGGGCGACGACACGUUUGCGCCGACGCAAGAGGGCUACAGCAACCAGCUCCGUGCUCUGCUGUUUGUCAACGGUUACCAGUACGGCCGAUACAAUCCGUACAUCGGCAACCAGAUCCACUACCCCGUCCCUACCGGUAUCCUCAACUACAACGGCGACAACACCAUCGCCGUCACGGUCUGGAGUCAGUCGGCCGAGGGCGCAGAGUUGAAGGUUGAGUGGCAGGUAGACUACGUGCACACCUCCAGCUUCGACAUGACCUUCGACAGCAAGUCGCUGCGACCUGAUUGGGACGAGAGCCGUCUGCAGUAUGCUUAA
Molecule: messenger RNA, 3087 nt
Organism: Colletotrichum truncatum
Lineage: Eukaryota; Fungi; Ascomycota; Sordariomycetes; Glomerellales; Glomerellaceae
Product: beta-galactosidase b
Biological process (GO): carbohydrate metabolic process
Cellular component (GO): vacuole
Molecular function (GO): beta-galactosidase activity
Source: RefSeq, a predicted model, not a curated record